Messenger RNA from Rangifer tarandus platyrhynchus (Svalbard reindeer), 456 nucleotides. Lineage: Eukaryota; Metazoa; Chordata; Mammalia; Artiodactyla; Cervidae. The record is from the annotation of a GenBank genome assembly.
AUGCCUCUGUUACCUCUCAGUCUCCCCUCCUUCUCCCAUCAGGGGCCUCCAGGGCUGAGGGUGCAAGACUCCCGGCAGCUACGGGGUGAGGUUUCCUGGCUCAGCCUCACCCUCCUUUCUGGCACCACCUCUUUCCCUUCCGAAGAGGCAGCAGCAGCCCCAGCCAAAGCAGCUGCUGCUCCUGCUCUGAGAGUGUAUAUAUUUUUUACCAAAAGUUCGGAAAUUGUAAAUUUAUUUUUUAAAACUCAAGGAGGGAAAGAGCCUUGUAUCAUAUGUAAACAGUGUAUCAUAUAUGAUGUUGUACAGUCCCUUUUAUACUGCGGUCUGUCUUGUUCCUGCUGCAAAAAUAUGUCUAUAGACUCCCCACCCCCACCACGUCCGCUGGCGCUGUGUCCCACCCCCUCCAUCCCUAGAGACAGUGACCUCUGUCUGUCCACUCUUCCCUGCUACUGCUGA